Molecule: messenger RNA, 3709 nt
Organism: Betta splendens (Siamese fighting fish)
Lineage: Eukaryota; Metazoa; Chordata; Actinopteri; Anabantiformes; Osphronemidae
Gene: nkain1
Product: sodium/potassium transporting ATPase interacting 1
Exons: 8
Coding region: 716-1339 (207 amino acids)
Biological process (GO): regulation of sodium ion transport
Source: RefSeq, a predicted model, not a curated record
CGCGGGCUUCUCCGUCUAACGUCUUCGUGACCCGCUCCCGUCUGAGGCGCCGCCGCCGCCGCGAGACCCCGUUUCUUUUGUGCUCCCACCGAACGCCUCGCGGGGUCGCCUCUCGGCCGCGCGCGCGCACGCACGCGGGUCUGCAGAAUCCAUGCGGCUCCUCCUCGAGGGGGUCGCGGCGACUGAGAGCCCCCACCCCCUCCUCUUUCUCUCUCUCUCCGGGCUCCUCCUGCGCCCGCCCCGGCACCGAUUGUUGACAAAAGACGCAGCGGAACGAAGCGAAAGGAGCCCGGUACCGGCGAGCAGACCUGGCCCGUAACUUGACUCGUCUCUCGGAGCGGCCCGGGAAGUGGAGGAUCGGCGCGCGCGGCUGGCGGUGGGAGGUCGAGGACUCUUCCGCUGCUCGAAAACCGUGUGGCCGGCGUGAUUCGGUGGUCGGACCGCAGCAGGCCGGCGUGGAGCGGACGCCCCCCUCCUCCUCUCUUCCUCCGAAAACCAUUAGUAAAUCCCGACAAACCCGGCGGCCGGCAUGGGUCACGCUCGGUGAGUCGCCGCGCCACAACAGAGCUCCGGGAGGCGUCGGCGGCGGCCGCAGGCGGGUCCAUCCAGCCGGGAAUGGUGUGAGCGCACGCGACCAGGCAGUCUGGAUCUGACCGGGGACCCGUCGUUUCCCCGGAGCCUCCGUGGCUCCAAGCCGCGUCCCGAGCCCUCCAAGAUGGGGAAGUGCGACGGCAGAUGCACGCUGCUGGUGAUCUGCUCCCUGCAGCUGGUGGCAGCCCUCCAGAGGCAGGUGUUUGACUUUCUGGGCUACCAGUGGGCUCCCAUCCUGGCCAACUUCCUCCACAUCAUGGCCGUCAUCCUGGGCAUGUUCGGCACCGUGCAGUUUCGCUUCAGAUACCUCAUCUUUUAUGCAGUAUGGCUGGUUGUUUGGGUGGGCUGGAACUCCUUCAUCAUCUGUUUCUACCUGGAGGUUGGAAAUCUGUCUCAGGACAGGGACUUCCUGAUGACCUUCAACACAUCCCUCCACCGCUCAUGGUGGAUGGAGCACGGCCCUGGUUGCCUGGUGACGCCGGUGCUAGACUCUCGGAUGGCCCCCGACGACCAUCACGUCAUCACCGUCUCCGGGUGCCUCCUCGACUACCAGUACAUCGAGGUGUUGAGUUCGGCCAUUCAGGUCCUGUUGGCUCUCUUCGGCUUUGUAUACGCCUGCUACGUAAGCAAAGUCUUCCAGGAUGACGAGGACAGCUUUGACUUCAUUGGUGGCUUUGACUCUUACGGCUACCAGCCUCCUCAGAAGUCCUCUCAUCUGCAACUGCAGCCUCUUUACACGGCUGGUUAACUGCUGGUAGCGCCCCCUUCAGGCCAAACCCUGAUGGUGUCACUGUGGACGAAAGGCAGGGGUGGCCCAGAACAAACUCACUCUGUGUCACAGUUUACCCGAAUAAUGGACAUAACCCCACCCAGAGAGCAAGACAACUGUGUGCGUGUGCGUAUGUUUGCGUGUGUGCCCGUAUCUGAGAAUGAGGAACACAGCCCUGAUUAGAAUGUACAGAGCUCAGGGAAGAACCAGCAUGCCGGGUGGUGUGAUGCGAAGGAGACUGAGGAGGUAGAGACGCAAAGAAAAAGAGCUGAGGACACACUUCACUAAACUGCCAGCUCUCAAUACCCCCACAAGUGUGUGUGUGUGUGUGUGUGUGUGUGUGUGUGUGUGUGUGUGUGUGUGUGUGUGUGUGUGUGUGUGUGUGUGUGUGUGUGUGUGCAUUUGAAUGAGUAUGACUGUUACUCCAGGACUAACAGGUGCUCUGUGGUUGCGCCCUGGACUCCUACCACUCGGUGCCCCUGUGAAUUUAGUUUUGUGUGUGUGUGUGUGUGUGUGUGUGUAUGUGUGUGUGUGUUGGGGUGGUCUGGGUGGGCUCACAUAAUAAAAAGAGGCACGGCUCGUACCUGUUGUCGUUUUAGAAUGUGGUGAUGUCAAAUUAGAGCAGUCUUAUGAUUCCUGCUCCCAAAGCCAUCUUUCCUUCCUCCUGUCCCAUUCAACGUCACUGUUUUAAGUUAUUACCCAGCACUGAAUCCAGGCAGCUGGAGCGGAAAGGAGAAAUACGUCUUUAAAAAUGUGUCACAGAAUCAGACUUGAUGUUUUUAGAUAAAACACUAAUCCCUGGACACUAGUUUUACACACUCAAACCACAGUUCUGUUAUUUUUAGGUACGGAAAAACAAUUUUAGGUUUUGACUUCACAAACUAUACUUAUCAAGAUUGUUUUGUACAGUAACAAGAACUGAAAAUACCACCAGACUACAUAAUUGUGAGGUACGUCAAGCUCCAGUCAGUUUUCUGUGCCGGGAUGUUUAAUUUGGAGGAAUUCAGCCUGCUGUUCAUGUGAUGCUGUUGAUUAGCGAUGCAGAUGGCUUUGGGGUCAGGCAUUAGUGUGUCUGUAGGGGGGAACAUACUGUGCAUGUAAAUAACCAGCCAAUGAUUGUUUUGUUGGUUUCAUUUAGAAAGGGGGGUUGUAUUAGAGAGUGGGUGGAACUCGGGCGGAGGGGUAAGCAUCAAGUUUUUCUUCAUACCUGUUUCUCAUGUCCUGUCUUUUUUUCUGCAGCUAAUUCUCCCCAUUUUCUCACUAACAUGCACAGUGAUAUGGUCCUGAGUAGCUUUUGCAUAUGUAAUUGGAUACAUGAAGAGGGAAAAAAGGGAGACAGGUAUGAGGUGAAGACCUCAUUGGGUGUCAGGUUAAGCUUGAAAUAAUAAAAACACACUUUCUACAUUAAAUCUGACCUCUGUUGCCAUCUGUAGUCACAUUUGUCUCAUGCUGAGCGACUAAGGGUUUAAUAAAUUAAAUGCUUUAAAUCCUUCUGUUGAUUACAUUCUAUUAAUAUUGGGAUUAUGAAGCACUGAUUUUUUUCCAGAUUACUUUAAAACAUUAGACAAACAACGCACCCUGGUGAGAUGUAAACUGUCUAAUGCAGAUUAAUUUAGAAACAUAAUGUGAUGCACUCUAGUAAAAAGAAAUUGUACUUUGACAUAAGACACACUGACAUUUCAAGCUAUUGAACAUCUCCAUGCCCCACGCUCCCACAGGAGACAUCAGCUUUGAGUUCAGAUGGUGACGUCAUCUGGAGGGGUUCUGGACGACCAAGAUUGCAAUCUCUGUUAUAGGAUUACAUCAUAUGGUGCACUGGAUAUAGUGCUGUUUGUAGCAGUCUGUGAACUUUUGAACAACGCAAAUAUGAGCAGAAAUAGUAUUUUAGGUGCAAUAUAUUCCAUUCUAAAGAGUAUAAAGGUCUAGCAUAAAGCAUAUAUUUUCUUAGAAUUAAGAUGCUGUACUCGACUGUAUGCAGUACGUCAACCACGCGCCACACGCACGUUUCUCCAACCCCACCGAGGUAUUUGUGCUAUUUGGGACACACGCUUCCUCUUCGCACCGUGCUCUUACAUUCCGGCGGCGUAGCGACGCGUCCAGCAGACACAUUGCCAGACCGUUGGUGCAGCGCGUUGCUAUAGCUACCAGGCACCCCCCGUUACGACACACACCCAUGAAUAACUGUCCCAGAAUAAACAUCCUAUAGCAUUUAUUGGUAGAAAUGUUUAUGUAUAUUCUUUAUAUUAGUCAUUUGCUAGAUUUGUUUUUUGUCUUGAUUUAUUUUGUAGAGGUCACACUAACGGAUGUAUAACGAAUGUUUAAUAAAUAAACGUCUGCUUGUUUGCUUCA